This is a messenger RNA of Lasiosphaeria miniovina, 729 nucleotides long. RefSeq lists its product as uncharacterized. The record is from RefSeq and is a predicted model, not a curated record. NCBI's taxonomy places the organism in Eukaryota, Fungi, Ascomycota, Sordariomycetes, Sordariales, Lasiosphaeriaceae. The transcript has 2 exons. The coding region runs from base 1 to 729 and encodes 242 amino acids.
AUGUGGCAGCAGGAUACCGCCACCAGGUCGGAAAACUUCAGGUCGACGCGAUUAGCCGCCGUCGCCGAGGUCGAGGCCCAGGGCCCGCUGUUCGCCGCCAUCAUCGAGUACGUCCGCUGGAAACUCAAGCGCGACCACGAGGGCUUCUCGCGCAGGUACCUCUACCGGCAAGCGGCCAAGGGCGCGGCGAUGCGCGAGACCAUCGUCGAGGCGUUUGAGUCGGCGGGCGUGCGCGUCGGGCUAGACGACGAGGCCGAGAUCGUCGGCACGCGCUCCGGCAGCAGCAGCGACAUAGCGCAGCUCUGCGCGGCGGCCGAGGCCGUCAUCGAGUACGAGAUCGCGCUGCCUCGCAGCGAGAUCCUGGGCGGCGAGCCCCACAUCGACAUCCCCGGCUGCCUGCCGUCCGAGGCGCUGGCCGAGCUACUCGUGCGCGCGCGCUUCGUCACGGGCCAGGACCCGGCGGACUGCGACCUCCGCUACUACUAUCGCGCCCAUGCGCAGCGGGCCGAGCUGGCCGAGUUCGACAACGUCGUCGCCGUGUUCCGCUGCCUCGAGCGCCUCACCGCCGUCGUCGAGCAGGGCGGCGCCGCGGCGCGCUUAGUCCGCCGCCUGGUUCCUGCCGCCGUCGUGGACGACAUCGUCGCGACGCCCGUCUUUGGCGUCAAGGAGGUGGUGAAGCAACUGAAGAGCGGCUGGGAGUGGGGCAUGGAGUUGGAUGAGGAGGAGUGA